UAAUUCCGAAAUGCGAGUAGUGAGAAGAGGAACGAUAGAUUUCAUGUAUUCAGUCCAGGAAGGAGAAUAUAGGGUCGAACUUAAAGUGAAUUCAGUAAAAGUGGCAAUUAAAGUUUUAUUGCUUUUGAAAAAUCCGUGAUAACAGUAAUUUUUUUAAUCAUAACCAUUGCCGAAGUUAAUCUGUACGCAUGUAUUUUGAAUUUGGAAGAAGAACGUGCAACUGAGACUGAGUAUUUUGAGUGAUUUUGAGAUUAUGUUGUGCUCAGUACUGUAUUCUAAAGACAUGGGCUCAGGGAAAAACUAUUCACCAAACAUUUACAGGAUAUUUUCAUCACUCUGGGUCUUUGUGUAUGCUGCAGACAACCAUCUGGCAGGAGUCAGUGCUAGUACAGCAGAUGUAGAAAAUCAUCUUCAUCUUGGAAUGCAGCUUCUGGCAAGAGGACAAUACAGUGAUGCCCUUUCACACUAUCAUGCUGCAGUUGAUGGAGACCCAUCAAAUUAUUUAACCUAUUUCAAGAGAGCAACAGUUUACCUUGCACUUGGAAAAUCUAAGGCUGCUCUGGAAGACCUGAACAAAGUUAUAGAACUUAAGUCAGAUUUUUUAGCAGCUCGUUUGCAAAGAGGGAAUAUUUUAUUAAAACAAGGAAGACUAGAAGAAGCUCAUAUUGAUUAUGAAUGGGUGUUAAGGCUAGAUCCUUUGAAUGGAGAUGCACAAAGAGCGUAUGGGGAUCUUGAGCCUGUAAAACGUGAUAUGGAAUUAGCCUACAUCUUAAUAGAAGACAGGGAUUACAUAGCUGCCAUUGAUGUUCUGACGAGGCUUCUACAGGUAUGCCCCUGGGAUGGAAAACUGAGGGAAAUGAGAGCUGGUUGUUAUGAAGCAUUAAAUGACCUUGUGAAUGCAAUCGGAGAUUUAAGGUCAGCAACUAAGAUGCGUUCUGACAACACUGAGGGAUACUUGAAACUUAGUCAGCUUCAUUACAAACUAGGCGAAGUUGAUGAAUCAUUAACGGUGAUACGAGAGUGCCUGAAAUUAGAUCCUGACCACAAACAGUGCUUUAAACAUUAUAAAAAAGUUAAAAAAUUAGCAGCGCAGUUAAGAGCCAUGCAAGACUCCAUUAGCCAGAAUGAUUAUACAAGCUGUGUAGAAAAAGCUAAUGUAGCUCUUACAACAGAGCCAGAAAUGCUGCAUAUAGUGCAACAUAUUAAAGGUCGAAUGUGUCAUUGCUUAAAUAAGGGUGGACAGCCUUCUGAGGCAAUCAGCAUUUGUUCAGAAGCUUUAAAACUAAAUGCAGAAGAUGUUAAUGCCCUCUGUGAUAGAGCAGAUGCUUACUUAUUAAAUGAAGAUUAUGAUAAAGCAAAGGAAGAUUUUCAGCAUGCAGUAAAUAUUGAUGAGCAUUUACAGAGAGCCAAAGAAGGUUUAGAAAAAACUCAGAAGCUAGUCAAACAAGCCAAGAAAAGGGAUUAUUACAAAAUACUUGGAGUCAGAAGGACAGCAGGUAAGAGAGAAAUUAUGAAAGCUUACAGAAAACUGGCUAUGAAAUGGCAUCCAGAUAACUUUCAAGGAGAUGAAAAAAAGACAGCUGAGAAAAAGUUCAUUGACAUUGCUGCAGCCAAAGAAGUUUUAACAGAUCCAGAAAAAAGACAGAAAUUUGACAAUGGCGAAGAUCCUCUUGACCCUGAUUCCCAACAAGGACAAGGUUUCAAUCCAUUUGCUCAUGGUUUCAAUCCAUUUCAAGGAGGAUUUCAUCAAGGAGGUGGACCAUUUACCUUCAAAUUUCAUUUCAACUAAAGACUAUUUGUUAUUGUUGUACAAUUCAGUUUCCUCAGUUUUCUGGUCUGAUUAUUGAAUUCUGUGGAGCAUUCAGAAUGAAGCCCUUGAAAUCAUUUGAAGAUCUUAAAAUCAACAUGAUUGGGCUAUAAGUUGUUUUAAAAGUAAGUCUAGGAAAAUUUUUGAAACAUUGUAACUUGAAAAAUUUGUAGAAUGACACCAUAUUGUAAAUUUUGUACAGAAAAAUUAAUCUGAAAUAUCAAAGCUUUAUUUGGUUCACACAGUGAGUGGGAUUUGUUAAAAUUGUUUACAUAAGGUUUUGCAUCUACACAAAGUUGGUGGGAGUUCAAUAAAUCUGCCCCCCCCCCCUUUUUAGACAACUGAUUUAAUAUAAACAAAACAAUUUUUUUUUUUUAAAC
Limulus polyphemus (Atlantic horseshoe crab) is the source of this 2187-nucleotide messenger RNA. RefSeq names its product dnaJ homolog subfamily C member 3-like (gene P58IPK). NCBI's taxonomy places the organism in Eukaryota, Metazoa, Arthropoda, Merostomata, Xiphosura, Limulidae. The coding region runs from base 254 to 1789 and encodes 511 amino acids. The record is from RefSeq and is a predicted model, not a curated record. Gene Ontology annotation, cellular component: endoplasmic reticulum. The transcript is spliced from 12 exons. Gene Ontology annotation, molecular function: protein-folding chaperone binding; misfolded protein binding. Gene Ontology annotation, biological process: protein folding in endoplasmic reticulum.